AUUCUUCUACCUGCUGCCUUUUUGUGUGAUGCCUAUCUGAAGGAGGGACACACCCUAGCCUCAGCGCUGUCUGCUUAGAGCAACAUAACCCAGCCAUGAUUCUUCUGCCACUGCCUUCUUGUGUGAUGCCGGUCUGAAGGAGGGACACACCCUAGCCUUAGUGCUGUUUGCUUAGAGCAACACCACCCAUCCGUAAGCCCGAUUCGCCAUCUUACAGAGGAAUGUGCCUGCACCUGUAAAAAUUGCUUGUCUGUUUGAAUAGAUGAUUCUUCUGCUCCCGCCUUCUUGUGGGAUGUCUGCCUGAAGCAGAGGCCCGCCCUGGCCACAUCGUGUCAGCCCAGCCACCCGCUCCAGCCAUCAAUGGAGCCAGAGAGACCAGGUUCACCAAAGCCAAGCUGUGGGUCCCCAAAGAAAUCCCGGUCAAUCAAACGUAAAACAUGUUUUUGCAGUUCAAUGCAGGUUGAGGAAACAGACUCACCAGCUCCCAGCUGUCUGUCCAUGAAGAGUGGCCAGUCAAUAGAGCAUCCAGUGUUCUUUAAAGAUAGAGACACCUCUGUACACAGUAAUGACUGUCUACGUGCUGAAGUCUGUAAAGUUCUCCAGUCACAUGUGAAAAAACGGUGUCAGAGUUUGGAUAGGACAAACCCAACACUACAUGAGAUCAGUACAGAGUGCAGCUUUGACUGUCAACAAGCUGAAGUCCACGACAAACUUAAAUCAGACUUGAGGACAAAGUUUCAGUGUUUCUAUGAGGGACUAGAGAAGCAAGGGACCCCAACACCCCUAAAUGAGAUUUACACUGAGCUCUACAUCACAGAAUAUGGAGGUGGAGAGAUCAAUAAUGAACACGAGAUCAGAUCGAUUGAAAAAGCUUUUAGGAAAGCCACAAUGGAGGACAACCCAAUCAACUGCAAUGACAUCUUCAAACCCUUACCUGGACAAAACCAACCCAUCAGAGCUGUGCUGACCAAAGGAGUCGCUGGCAUUGGAAAAACAGUCUCUGUGCAGAAGUUCAUUCUAGACUGGGCUGAAGGGAAAGAGAAUCAGGACGUCUUCCUCAUAUUUCCACUUCCUUUCAGAGAGCUCAAUUUGAAAAAGGACAAACUCAGUCUUUCAGAUCUUCUCCAUGUUUUUUUCCCUGAAACUAUGAAAAUAGACAUUUUCAGUGAUAAAUAUAAAGUGUUGUUCAUCUUUGAUGGUUUGGACGAGUGCCGUUUUCACUUAAAUUUUCACAGCAAUGAGAAUCUACGUGAUGCAACCAAAGAGACAUCAGUGGACGUGCUGCUGACGAACCUCAUUUUGGGGAAUCUGCUUCCCUCGGCUCUCAUCUGGAUCACCUCCAGACCAGCAGCAUCUGAUCUCAUCCCCUCUGAGUGUGUUGAUCGAGUGACAGAGGUACGAGGCUUCAAUGACCCACAGAAGGAGGAAUACUUCAGGAAGAGAAUCGCUGAUCAGAGUCUGGCCAAUAAAAUCAUCUCACACUUGAAGUUAUCGAGGAGCCUCUACAUCAUGUGCCACAUCCCAGUGUUCUGCUGGAUCUCAGCCACUGUUCUAGAGAAGAUGAUGAGUGGAGCAGAGAGUGGAGAGAUUCCCAAGACUCUCACGCAAAUGUACACACACUUCCUGAUCCUUCAGACCAACAUCAAACGUGAGAAAGACUUUGAGAAGAAAUUGACAGAUGAAGACAUGAUCCUAAAACUAGGUAAACUGGCUUUUCAAGAGCUUAUGAAAGGCAAUGUGAUCUUCUAUGAAGAAGAUCUGAGAGAGUGUGGCAUUGACGUGACAGAAGCAUCAGUGUACUCAGGAUUGUGCACUCAGAUCUUCAGAGAGGAGUUUAGUGUGUGUCAGAGGAAAGUCUACUGCUUUGUUCACCUCAGCACGCAGGAACAUCUGGCUGCUCUUUAUGUGUUUUCAUGCAGUUUGAAACAUGUAGAUGUUCUUAGUGAAUACCAGGGCUUAAAUAUUCAGUCCUCAGCAGGCUUCACAGUAUAUGAGAGGGCUGUGGACCUGGCUUUGCAAAGUAAGAAUGGCCAUCUUGACCUCUUCCUUCGCUUCCUUCUGGGUCUCUCGUUAGAGUCCAAUCAAACUCUUUUUAAGGGCCUACUGACACAAACAAGAGGAAUGUCUCACAACACAGAGGACAUUAUCCAGUAUGUCAAGAAGAAGAUUAGAGACGAUCUUUCUCCUGAGAAAUCCACCAAUUUGUUUCACUGUCUGAAUGAACUGGGUGAUCAUACUCUGGAAAAUGAAAUCCAAGACUAUCUCAGCACUGGGAUGAUAAGAGAUGCCAAACUGUCUCCAGCACAGUGGUCAGCACUUGUUUUUGUGUUGCUUACGUCAGAGCAGCUGGGAGUGUUUAAAUUAAAGGAAUACAUCAGGGAUGAGAUCAACCAAAGAAAUAUCACACAGGAUCAAGUUCUCCACAAUCUUCUGCCUGUGGUUGAAGCAUCCAGAUCAGCUGAUCUUGGCUGUUGUAGUCUCUCAGAGAAUUGCUGUACUGAUCUGGCUUCAGCUCUCGGCUCAGAAUCAUCAUGUUUGAGAGAACUGAACUUAAACUUCAAUCCUCUGCAGAGUUCAGGUGUGAAGUUACUUUCUGCUGGACUGAGAAGUCCUCACUGCAAAUUGGAAACACUGGGGUUGUGGCGGUGUGGUAUCACAUAUGAAGGUUGUGCCGCUCUGGCUUUUGCCCUGAAUUCAAACCCUUCACAUCUGAGAAAGCUGGAUCUGUCUGAAAAUAAGCUAGGAGAUCAAGGCAUGAAGCUAUUCUCUGAUGCACUAAAAAAUCCUCAGUGUAAAUUGGAGACACUGAAGUUGAGAAUGUGUCACUUGUCAGAUGAAGGAUGUGCAGCUCUGACUUCAGCUCUGAGAUCAAACCCCUCACACCUGAGAGAGUUGGAUCUGUCUGGGAAUGAAAUUGGAGAUGAAGGAGUGCAAUUUCUCUCUGAUGAACUCUGCAAUCCUCAAUUUAAACUGGAGACAUUGUGGCUAGUGGAUUGUGAAAUAACAGAUGAAGGUUGUGCUGCUCUGGCUUCAGCUCUAAGAUCAAAUCCCUCACACAUGAAAGAGAUGGAUAUGACUAAAAAUAAUCUCACAGACAUGGGCACUAAUCUGCUCACUGCUAUAAAGUUCAAUCCACACUAUAAACUGAAAUACACUGCAUUUGAAGAGUCCAGCUAAGAACUGACGGAUGGGCCGCUUAGUGGAUUUGUUGCUGCUGUACCAGUGACUGAUGCACAGUGAUUAAAUUCCUCAUUCAUUUGAACAAUUUACUUUCCAAUGUACAUAAUCUGUUCAUUUUGAUCAGGUUCAUUUUGAUGGUUCUUUUGAUUUAAACUCUGUUUUACACAUUUUGAUGGUGAUUGAUGUUUCAGAUUCCAACUAUCAAUGAAUCAUCGUGUCGUGCUAUUCAUUCAAAGUAUAGGCUAUGUCCAGUGUAGGCUAUAGAAUGCAUUAUCACGAAUUAUGAAUUAUGCAUUAGACGUGCCAUAUAUCUGCAGGUAAGAAAACGUCAUGGGCAAAAUGUAUUUUACUUUAUUGAAACUACCACAGCAGCUGAGAAGAUAAUGGGCUAUUUGCUUCUGACGCGCUGUCGCGCCGCUUGAUUCCGGUGUAGAGGGUGUUAUAUGCUUGGGAUGGUGAUCAUAAUCUGUGUGUGAUCCUGAAUUUAUCCUGAUAGAAAUAUAAAAAAGCCUUAAACUUGUUUUGCAAAUAUCUUCAAAAUGAAUCGGAUUCAGUUCCCACUCCCAGUGUAAAGCCUAACGUGAUUGGUUUUAGAGAGAACGUGCUAUGAUUGGUCAGCUCAAUGUGGCCGUUAUCUGAUUGGCUUGAGGAAAUGGUGGGUGGAGCCCACUUAUUUUUGGAUUUGUCUGCACCUCCAGCUAGAAGUGUUUCAAAAUCCACAAAUGUGUGAGGGGAUUUACAAAUGCACAGAAAGCGGUUUACAAAUAGAUGCCAAGCAGAGUUGUGUUUGUGACAUAAAAAAAAACAUUUGUAAAUAUU
This is a messenger RNA of Pimephales promelas (fathead minnow), 3999 nucleotides long. NCBI's taxonomy places the organism in Eukaryota, Metazoa, Chordata, Actinopteri, Cypriniformes, Leuciscidae. The record is from RefSeq and is a predicted model, not a curated record.